AUGCCCCACACUAGUAGCAGCCGCGAGCAGCUUCUCGAAACCCUCCUCGAGUAUGAAAUGGAAAUCCCAGAGGCUGAGGCGGCCGCCGCGGAGGCCCAGAGGCGCUACGAAUCUGCCAGGGCAGAGUUUGAGUAUCUCUACAAUAUGAAUCGGCGCCUGACACAACAAUUGGCUCGUCUCCAGCAGCAGCUCGAAGGGCGGCGGCCGCGGCGAUUCUACUGA
Molecule: messenger RNA, 222 nt
Organism: Purpureocillium takamizusanense
Lineage: Eukaryota; Fungi; Ascomycota; Sordariomycetes; Hypocreales; Ophiocordycipitaceae
Exons: 1
Coding region: 1-222 (73 amino acids)
Source: RefSeq, a predicted model, not a curated record